AUGUCAAAUCGUUCAAACUUAAUCGUACGUAAAAUUCCCGAAUAUGAAAAAGAAUCACCUGGGAUUAUAAAUUCAUCUACAUCUUUAAGAAAAACAUCAGCAACAAUACCAUUACUUUCAGAUUAUGAUUAUCAAGCACCACGUACAUGUCAUUCAUUAUCUCCAGAAUCAAAAUGGCAUAUAGUUCGUCAUAAUAUACAUAAAAUUCGAAGUUGGGGUUGUAUUAAACGUAUGUCAGCUGUUGAUCAACCAUUUCGAGAUUGGUAUCUUUUUUUUCAAAUGAGACGUGAAUUAAAACAUGCUGAAGAAGAAAUUCGUGCUAUUCAAUAUCGAAAAGAUUUUAGACCUAUUCAUCAUUUUGAUUUACCUAUUGAUGAAACACAUAUACGACGUUAUAAUGUAUCACAUAUUCGAUCAACUGAUGGUCUUUAUUAUGCUGGUCUUGGUUCAGAACCAAUUGUUUUACAAUAUUUACUUUAUUAUUUUAGUAAAGAAUGUCCUGUACCAUAUGGUAGUAUAUUUUAUUCAUUUUUAUCUGAUAUUAAUGCUGUAUUACAUACAAAUCGACAACGUAUGCAUCAAGUUGUUGUUUAUCGAAAAGUUGCAUUAAUUAUAACAUUAAUUAUUUGUAUUCUUAUUCUUAUUAUGUUUUUUUCAUUGAUAUUAAGUGUAUUAACAACAACAUCAAAUUUAAGACAAAUGUAUAAAAAUAUUCCUGAUGAAGAUAUAAAAUGGCAUGAUUCAAAAGAACUUCAAACAAUAAAUUCAAUAUAUAAGCCAUAA
Messenger RNA from Rotaria sordida, 783 nucleotides. Lineage: Eukaryota; Metazoa; Rotifera; Eurotatoria; Philodinida; Philodinidae. The record is from the annotation of a GenBank genome assembly.